AUGAUCCUUCUACUCCUCGGAUUCAUAACACCAGCCGUCGUUUUUCUCAUUCUGGGCAUAAUUGCCUGUGUCCGGAGGAGCAGUUAUUCCCCGACCGACGAGGAACCAAAAGCUGUCGAGGAAUUUACGCAACUAUUAACGAAUCGGGUACCCAGUCACCCGCCAGAUGUCGGGUAUGCAGAUUACCGCUACGGAUACCAAAACCACCACUUUCAAUCGUAUUUCUUGCCCCCGUCUUACUCGGAAACGUUGGCGCUUGAUAAAAGUGAGCCGGGGAAUGAUGUUUGUAAUGGGAGCAGGAGUAAACAUUUACCAGCCCGGCAACCCCGAAUAUUGGUCACCGCCGCGACGCCGAAUCAGGGAGAUUUCUUUUGC
Molecule: messenger RNA, 375 nt
Organism: Mesorhabditis spiculigera
Lineage: Eukaryota; Metazoa; Nematoda; Chromadorea; Rhabditida; Rhabditidae
Source: the annotation of a GenBank genome assembly